AUGAGUAUCUCAGCUCUUGGAAGCAGCACUAAAGGGAAGCCCCUACCACCAGGUGAAGAAGAACGCAAUAAUGUCCUCAAACAGAUGAAGGUUCGAACCACACUGAAGGGGGACAAGAGCUGGAUCACCAAGCAGGAUGAAUCGGAGGGCCACACUCUAGAGCUGCCCUCUGGUCGGAGUCGUGCCACAUCCUUUUCAUCAGCUGGGGAAGUCACGAAGGCCAGGCCUCCAAGCAUGAGGGCUCCCACUGGCUAUAUCAUCCGGGGAGUGUUCACCAAGCCCAUAGACAGCUCGUGUCAGCCCCAGCAGCACUUCCCCAAGGCCAACGGAGCUCCAAAAAGUGCUACCGGUCUACUGAGAGCAGCUCCUACUGGGCCUCCCCGCCCCUCCUCCUCUGGCUAUAAGAUGACCACUGAGGAUUACAAGAAGCUGGCACCCUACAAUGUCAGGCGCAGCUCAGCAUCAGGGGCUGCUGAAGAGGAAGAGGUGCCCUUCUCGUCUGACGAGCAGAAACGGAGGUCAGAGGCUGCGAGCAGUGUGGUGAGGAAGACAGCUCCCCGGGAGCACUCCUAUGUUCUGUCAGCAGCCAAGAAGAGCACCAGCCCUACCCAGGAAAUGCAGGCCCCAUUCAUUGCGAAGAGGGUUGAGGUGGUGAAUGAGGACAGGCCUUCUGAGAAGAGCCAAGACCCACCUGCUCUAGCAAGAUCCCCUCCUGGCUCAAACAGUUCUUCCCCAGGCUCCAAAGACAAAGAGGCCUCCAGCCCUAGAGAGGCCAAGAGAGACUUGUUUGGUGAGGAAGCCUGCAAGAGCCCCAGUCCAGACCCUGAAAGGUCAAGCGCACAGUCAAGUGAUGGCAAUGUGGGAUCCAGAGCCAUGAGCUUCCUACCUGAAGGCUUGACUGGAGCAGACAUUGGCUCUGGGAGAGGAGGCUCCAGUGCCACUCUGGCCUCUGCUGGACCAGCUGACUGGAAGAGUGACAGUCCAGUAGACCUGGAGGACAGGGAGGCACACCUGAAGGGCGCCUUGGCUGGUUCUGAAGAGAAGAAUGUGGCUUCCAAGGUGGGAGAGACCUGGCAGGAGAAGCCCACAGCCCUGAGAGGUGGCCAGGGAGACCCAGCUGCACCCUCCCAGCAGCCUGCAGCCCCCAGGACCCCAGAGCCACAGAGCAGCCCCAGAAGACCUGAGCAGCUUGUAGAACUGGACAGCCAGGCCAGCAGCAACUUGGCUGGUUCUGAAGAGAAGAAUGUGGCUUCCAAGGUGGGAGAGACCUGGCAGGAGAAGCCCACAGCCCUGAGAGGUGGCCAGGGAGACCCAGCUGCACCCUCCCAGCAGCCUGCAGCCCCCAGGACCCCAGAGCCACAGAGCAGCCCCAGAAGACCUGAGCAGCUUGUAGAACUGGACAGCCAGGCCAGCAGAGUGAGAAACCCCUCGAGUUGUAUGGUCACUGUUACCGUCGCUGCCUCUGCUGAGCAGCCUCAUGUUUACAUCCCAGCCUCCCCAAGUGAGUUGGACUCCAGUUCAGCCAGCAAAGGGAUUCUCUUUGUGAAGGAAUACAUGAAUGCUAGUGAGCUAUCCUCCGGGAAGCCAGUGUCUUCAUGCUACAGCAGUAUUAGAAGCACUGAGGACUCAUGUGACAUGGAGAAGAAACCUGCAUGUGACAGCUCUCUGUACUCUAAGAGAACAAGUGGAAGGAUCUGUACUUACUGCAACCAGGAGAUCAGAGACUGUCCAAAGAUUACCCUAGAGCAUCUUGGCAUCUGCUGCCAUGACUAUUGCUUUAAGUGUGGGAUUUGCAGUAAACCAAUGGGUGAGCUCCUGGAUCAGAUCUUCAUUCACCGUGACACCAUCCAUUGUGGGAAAUGCUAUGAGAAGCUCUUCUAG
This is a messenger RNA of Odobenus rosmarus divergens (Pacific walrus), 1881 nucleotides long. It is a transcript of the gene ZNF185, whose product is annotated as zinc finger protein 185 (LIM domain). The transcript is spliced from 20 exons. Lineage: Eukaryota; Metazoa; Chordata; Mammalia; Carnivora; Odobenidae. Bases 1 to 1881 code for a protein of 626 amino acids. The record is from RefSeq and is a predicted model, not a curated record.